Molecule: messenger RNA, 1242 nt
Organism: Candidozyma duobushaemuli
Lineage: Eukaryota; Fungi; Ascomycota; Pichiomycetes; Serinales; Metschnikowiaceae
Exons: 1
Coding region: 1-1242 (413 amino acids)
Source: RefSeq, a predicted model, not a curated record
AUGAUUACUAGUAUCUUGAUCCCCGCUAAGCUUACCAAAACCUCCGCCACCCUGCCUGUGGCUGAAGGCACCUUGAACGUUACUUUUACGUCUGAGGAGCUCCAGGACUUCUUCAGCCAUUAUGCUAAGUCCACUUCUAGCCCUGAGGCUAGCGAGCUUUUCCAGGCCAAGAUCAGCAAGGCUCUUGAGCUUCGUUCUCUUGCUGGAAAUGCUCCUUCGAACCCUUCCGAAGAAGAGGCUAGUGAUCCUACUGGUUCUUCUGAGGAAACCACUCUCUACGAGAGUCUGGACAAUGUCAAGCUCUCUUCCGACGAGGAGGUGGAUUCUGAAAUUGACAUUAGCCAGGGCAGAUGCAAUGUUGCACAAAACGACGCUGAUGCCGCUUUCAUGGACCUCUGUGGGUUCCAUGCUGACCUUGUGAUGACGAAGGCUUUGGCUAUCAAGUCUUCUGAUUCCACUUCCUUAUCCGAGGCCCUUAUCGAGGACACCACUCCCCUUUCCUCGUCUUCCCCAAAGAGAAACUACUUUGGCAUUCAGUCUUCUGUUUUCUCGUCCAAGGACCUCGUGAACUCUGAGCUUCUCAGUCGCUUUUCCAACAAGGCUGAGAAGAAGCUCCAGGUGGGUGCCUUGUCGCCUUACCACCACUUCAUGAAGCUUUUCAAGCUUUUUGAAAUUUACAGAGCCUGCUACCAAUAUCUUCCCCAGGUGGCCCAGGCUGUGAGACUGUGCUACUCUCCAGUCUUCCCUGUAUCCGUUGUUGAGCUUACUGAUGCUAGCAUCAGAUUUGCACCACCCAACGUUACAGAGCCUCUGUCUAUUUACAGACAGAUUGUUCGGGAAAAGAUUGCAUUUGCUCGUUGGACCAGAACUCACAUCAGGGUUCCGGAAACGCAGCCUAUCGUUGUCCCCGACAACAUGCAAUUGGUCAAGGUUCUUCCCUUCCGUGACCUCACCAAGCUUCCCCAGCUCCUCGACUACUACCACUCUUACUGGAAGCACCUUCCCCAGGUUUCCAGAGCAGUCGAGGUUUUCCAUGCCUCUGCCUCUCAGUCUGUCUGUGAGCUCAAGGGCACCAAGCUUGUUUGUCAAGCCCCAGCUUUGCCAGACUGCCAGAUUGAAUUGUCUGGUUGCAGUGCUACCACGAGCUCCCGCUCUAUCCAGUCGUUUCUCCGCUCGAGAAGCCGGAAGAGGGGUCUGAGCCAGCGCAAGCAGAGAAGACACAGAAGAUGUCACAAGUCUUAG